AUGGCCAACGCCACCCCUGCUGGUUCUCUCCCUAGUGCUCAAGAUUCGUCGAUUCAUGUAAAGGGAGAGGCUCCCCAAGGUCCCCUCGCCGAAUCCUCAUCUCGGCUAGGCCGAAUCCUGCGCUGGCUUGUGGUCCCCUUCUCUCCCCAAGGGGCAGCAAGGAUGGAUAGGACAGGCAGAGCAGUCUAUCGGAGGAGGGACAGAAAUGUGAGAGCCAGGAACUAUGUUGAUCCCUCAGUGGGGGAUGGGACAGCCAGGGAUGAGGUUGCAAAUGUCUCAGAUAUUCCAGAGAGCAGUGAGGCAGCAGCUCAGAGGUCCAGGAGAUCAGUGUUUCAGCGUGUUCAGCAGCUUCCUAGAGGCACCAUGACCAUUGAUGAAGAAGGUACUGCUCACUCUACCGAUACAGAUGACGAUGAUGAGGUUGAGGAUGAAAAUUACAGGAUCAAUCCUCAUGAUGCUGGUGAUGAGGAAGAUGAGGCAGUGUUGGGGUCUCUAGUUGGAAGGCUAAGGCCCAGUGCUCAGCAACAGCAGACAAUAGCUAGACAGGAGAGACCUAGAGUCAAGUAUUCUUAUGCUAGAGAGAGAGAUUCUUCUCUCUUUGCUGUGCUCAAGUCUAUAUUCUGUAUGUGCAAGCGUACCGAUGAGAGAACUCACAAGGAGAGGCAAGGAAGGAAGAAGACCACCGAGAUGGUCAAGAAGAACCGACGAGAUAUUAAGGAGAUGAGGAGGCUAGUAGGACAGGAAGUGUCUCCAGAUGGAUCUGAGUUACAGUCAAAGGCAGAGAGCUCUCCAGAGCAAGUUACUGAUUUCGAGACACUUAAGCUCAGGGGCGUGCAGCACCUCAGGAGCAGUUUCUGCCAGGCUAUGGCAUGGGAGGUCAGCAGUUUGUACCUGGAUUUGGGACAGGUGGUCACUACACUGCAGGCGAGUCGUUUUCAGCGCCAUACCUUCAGCAGCAGCAACAGUUUGGACCCUAUGCUCACUCCUCUCACUCUCAGUUUUCAGGGUCAUAGUUUGCUCACCCAUCGUACACAGGACCUCAGUAGCAGUUUGGUACCCAGUUGA
This is a messenger RNA of Miscanthus lutarioriparius, 1065 nucleotides long. The record is from the annotation of a GenBank genome assembly. Lineage: Eukaryota; Viridiplantae; Streptophyta; Magnoliopsida; Poales; Poaceae.